AUGAAAGGGAAAAUUGCAUUAUUAAGUUCCUUACUUCUGCUGAAUUGGGUAUUAAGCGAAAAUAUUGAUACACCAGAAGAUCAGAUAAAUGAAUUAACUGAAAAAUUAAACAAGUUUGAACAACAAAUUUCAUCUAAUCAGGUUUCAGAAGAUGCUGUUAGUGACGAAAUUGCGGAAUUAAAGAUGAAAAUUGAUGAGUUGAAAAAGGAAAGCAAGGAUUAUGACAAUGACGAAGUCGAAGGGAAUGCCGAACCAUCAUCCGGAGAAGGUGCAUCAGGUGCAUCAGGCCCAGCAACCGGAGUAUCCGGAGCAGGUGGAACCGGUGGAACAGAUGGACAAAGUGUACAAAAUGCACAAGUAGGGUCGGGUGGACAGAUUGAAGCAGGUGGAGCAGGUGGAGCAGGUGGACAGGGUGUGGCAGGUGCACAAGGUGCACAAGGGGGGUCAAGUGGAGGCGGAGUUGAAUCUCGGGUCGAUCAACCAGCUUCGCCUAGCAGAAAGGCAAAUGGUACAGGAAUAAAAUACCUGGACACUAUUUACGAUGAAAUCCUUACUAAUAGCGAAAAUAAAAAUUUAAUCAACGACAAUGAAAACCAUAGUAAAUAUCGUGAGUUCAAAAAAAAAUAUGACAAUUUUGCAAUAACACCAAAAGAAUCUGAAAUAAUAAAAGAUUUACUAAUAAAAAUGUUUGUAACUAAUUCUAAUAAUAAAUUAAAUGAAUUGCUAGCUGUAUUUAAAAAAGCUUUACAUGAUAACAAGUUUGCAGAAGAAUUAAAUAAUUUAAUAUCUGGUAUUUAUGCAUUUUCAAAAAGACACAAUUAUUUAGUAACUGAAAAAGAAGAAUAUAAAGAAAAAUAUGAAAAAUUAUAUGAAAAUAUAAGCAAAAUGUUCCAAACAUCGUCUUUUCAAACACCACCUAUCCAGACACCACCCAGUUCACCACCACCUGCUCCAGCAUCCCCUCCAGAAGCAUCCGCUCCAGCAGCAUCCGUUCCAGCAGCAUCCGUUCCAGCAGCAUCCAGUUAA
This is a messenger RNA of Plasmodium berghei ANKA, 1026 nucleotides long. Its product is annotated as MSP7-like protein. The coding region runs from base 1 to 1026 and encodes 341 amino acids. The transcript has a single exon. NCBI's taxonomy places the organism in Eukaryota, Apicomplexa, Aconoidasida, Haemosporida, Plasmodiidae. The record is from RefSeq and is a predicted model, not a curated record.